CAUGAUUGGAAAGAAAUGGGAUGGAUGUGGAUGUCGGUGAAGCUGCGAUUUGACUCUCCCUCAGAUGGAGGUUUAGUCCACAGGAGCCGCUCCUUCACCGGGUUCAGCUCUCUAACUGGACGACGACGGCCAUCCAAUGUUCGUAACUCUCUCCGCUCCAAAGCCAUGGCAGGAGGAAAAUCUCCCAGGAUGCACCUGUCUCAGAGCAGAGGGGGUGGAGCUAUCUUGUCUCUGCAGCCAGACCAGGUUGACCAGGUCUUCCAGGCGCUACGCAAAGGACUCAAGGAGUUCCUGGAAGGUCACCAGGCAGAGAUGGACUUCCUGUCUUCACAGCAGAGAGAGACCAAGAGAAACUCCCGACUGGCCUUUCUGUAUGAUCUGGAGAAGGAGAUCAGAGCAUUGGAGAGAUACAUACGAAGAUUAGAAUUUCAAAUCAGCAAGGUGGAGGAGCUCUAUGAGACGUAUUGUAUCCAGUGGAGGUUGUGUCAGGGAGCGGUCAACAUGAAGAGAGCCUUCUCACUGUCCCCGUCCACCAGAGCCUCCAGAGAGAGUCUGCUGGAGCUCAAUCGCAACCACAGACACAGCCUGCAGGAUAUGUCCGUCAUGGAAGGAGAGUUGGAAAUCCUCCUCGGAGAGCUGCACAUCAAAAUGAAAGGUCUGAUUGGCUUUGCUCGACUCUGCCCCGGAGACCAAUACGAGGUGGUGGUGCGGUUGGGCCGCCAACGAUGGAGGAUCAGAGGGAGGAUUGAAUCAGACGACACACAGUCCUGGGACGAAGAGGAGAUGGUGUUCCUCCCGCACAUACACCGCAACUUCGAGAUCAAGGUGAUGGAGGCGAAGGGUUUGGGUUGGCUGCUGGUUGGCAUGGUGACAUGCGCCAGCGCAGACUUCUUUGUGGUGAGGCCUCAGCUGAUGUUGGUGGACAUCACGGAGCUGGGAACCAUCAAACUACAGCUGGAAGUCACUUGGAAUCCGUUUGACAGUGCUGAGAAGAUGAGGCCACUGUCUGUCAGCAGGCAGUCAGUGUCCAGUAGAAAGAGCUCUGUUUACAGCUGGACGGCACCAAGCACCCCGUCCUUCACUGAGAAAUACUUUAUAUCGAUGGUGCGAGAGCUGCAGGAUCGAGAAGGUUCCCUCCCGUCUCUGGUGUCUAAAGGUCAACAUAACAGAGGAGGUGUGUCUCUGCUGAGCUACCUGUCCAACCCAUCACAUACCACAUCACCCCUCAGCCCACAAAGCCCCUACACCCUGAGUCGCAGGCGGACUCACAGCUACCCCUCCAGCCACAGUCAAGGCACCAGUCUGGGAGGAAGCCAGACUCAGCUGUCCCUCGGGGAGGAAGGAUCCCUGGAGGUCUCCACAGAGGAGAGGGAGGCGGGGAAGAAGACGGAUGAGAAGGAUGGAGAGGAGGAGGAGUGGGGAAGUGCGUUAGAUCCUCCCUCUACACCAGCAGACAGUAAAACCGGUUCCCUGCUGGCUCUACAGAUGUCCAGCACUCCUGACAUCCUCAGAAAGAACACAGCUGGCGAGCCAGACCCAGAGACACACAGUGCAGGUCUGGGACAGGACAAUGUCACUGUUCAGGACUCCCCAGAAUGUCAGUCAUAUUCUGCCCCUGCCUUGCCCACACCAACUACUCAGCCCCCAGCUGUAACACCUUCCUCACCCACAACUGCUGCUCCGACCGCGGGGAGGCCGGUGGUGAGCAGUGUCCAGCGCAGAACCCAAGCUCUCAGGCUGGGAGUCCUGAUCGCAGAGCUGGAGAAGAUGUUUCAGAACCAGAGCUGCUCUGAGAAGGAGCUGAGAGCCCUGGAACACCAGACACUGCACCUGGCAACCAUCCUGAAGAACGACCUCUCCAUGUUGAAAAGCUCGUCAUCAGAGGAGACUCUGGCUGUGGAGGAAGUCCUGGGCAGCUUUGACUUCUUGUCACAUGACUUCAACGCAGAUGAUGACACUUCCUGUUUGGGCAGCCUCAGACUAAAAGACAGUGGCAUCAGCUCAAUCCAGCAGAGCACUCUGAGGAGUCUCGGCCUCCUCUCCCAGAACAGCCAAUCAGCUUCUGAGGAAGAGUUGGUCUUGGCCCCUCUGACUUCUGGGAAUUGGGGUCUUGACCAGGCUCUUGAGACUCACCUGGAUAUAAAUUGCAUCCUGCUACAGAUGAUGAGAACGACAGACUUCAGCCCAUCCAGGAAGGACCUGCUGGAGGAAAUGGCUCUCCAAGCUGAAGUCCUUGACAGAGUCAGCUGUCUGCUGCUAGAGAAGAACAACCUCCUCUCUUCACCUUCAGUCCUCCCAAAGGCCCAGAGAACGAGGGAUGUGCUGUUGUUCUGGGAGGAGUGUGUGAACGACAACAGCUCUCCUUUCUGUUGCAGCUCUGACCGCUUCUCCAGGACGUUAAGGAAACGUUACACACACAAGGUGAAGGCUAAGCAGCCCGGCCAGUCGGAAAAAGUGUUUUCUAAGCUCCUGCAGCAUGUCCAGACGGCCUGUCGGAUGGUGCCCGGCUUUCGGCCAAUCUGCAGCCCAGAGAGAGUCACCAUCUUCCAGCUGUCCGUUUAUCUGAAACGCUGGAGCACCCAAGAGCUGGGGGAGCACAUCUCACGCCUCUCCAAAGAAGAGUACAUCCUGUCAUCCCUGAGUGGCCCCAAAAGGAGGCGGGCUUUAAAUAAAUUGAGGGGGCGGUGCAUCUCGGGGCUCCUCCCUCUAGGAUGCACGCUGCAGACUCUGGCCGCCCUGCAGAUAGACUCUAACCACAAAGUCUGUAAAGCUGCUGCCAACUGUCUCUGCAGAGCUGCAGGCUGCAAGGCCUUCAGGAGCAAGGCGGUUGUUUACUACACCGAGAGUUUGAAGAGCACUGAUGUUCAAAUCCAACAAGGCUCCUGUCUGGCUCUUAAAUGCCUCAGGGCAACAGAGAGUGUGGACCACAUAGCAGAUUUGUGGAGAUCAGCGGAUGAAGAUCUCCGCAGCGCUGUCAGAGAGACUGUCCUCUCUUUUGGUAAAAAGGGCUACCUGGCCUUCCAGAGGAUGGAUCAGCUGUACGCUGAGAUGCAGGAGGAGGCUUAUCAGAACCAAGAGACAGAGAUUACCAUCCUAUAGGAAACAAGUCUGGGCAUAAAAAUAAGCAGAGGGUCUCUUUCCCCCCCGAUAAGAACAGUCUCUAUGAUCCGGAUGUCAGGGUGAGAGACCUAAAUUUAAACUCUCUGGUUUAGUUUGAAGAAAUCUGUGGUGCCUUCAUAACAAAUACCAAUGGGACGAGUGCAGAGGAAGAUCUAAAGCUGGUGACUCUAGCUUUCUCUGGAUGGAUCGCUUGCUCACUCACUGAUGUUUUUUUUGCUGCAAACCUCUGAUUUUCUUCACCCUUUGACCAGAGAAGUGACUUGACUGGGAUCUUGAAUUUAUUUUGGUCAAAUGUGCAGAGUUUUGUUUGAAGAAGGAGUAGCUCCUUUCUAGUUAUUUAACCUGCUAAUAUGCUUUGUGCCAUUUUAUUUCAUAAUUUCUUCCUUUCCAGUGGUUGGACUUUCAAUGAAGUCAACACAUCUACAUGGUUUUCUUAUUGGAAAAUGAAUGAGAAUGUUUUGUUUUUUUCAUAUAAUGAGCAAAGAUGCAAAUUUUCAUAUGAACAUUAAACCCUGAGGGACUGAAUAAAUCCCUCCUAACAGUCCUGAACAGUGCUCCUUCUGCCUGUGAGAGUUAAGUUUCAAUAAUCUUACAGGAGAAGUCAAAUCUACCUGUGGCAGGUAACUUUUUUUUUAUCUGAGUUGCACUUACUUUCUUUAAGUUGGCCAGCGUUUGAAUGCUCAGUACAAGGAACAUAAAAUGGCUGCUGAAAUGUUUCCAUUAACAGGAACUGUGAUAUUCAGGGACACCAAAGGAUUAUAGUACAAACAACUCCGGCAGGCAGCAAAAAAGGAUUUAAGAGGUUUUACUCUGCUUACCUAAAUCUGUUCCUUUUUGUCAGCGAGUUUCCUGCUUUGCAGACGACAUGGGUGCAGCCGCUGGGUUUCAUGGGCCGAUGAAAGUCUGUUGUCAUUUGAGAUGCAUGGGUUUUUAUUUGCAUUGAUUUAGCCUGAAGGAGGUGACAAUCCUGAGGCAACACAGACAAGUGUUUGACUUAAAUGUAUGUCGUAUUACUGCUUGAUAAAGAAUAGUAACACUUUAUAAUAAAGGUACAAAACACUAA
Messenger RNA from Micropterus salmoides (largemouth bass), 4183 nucleotides. RefSeq names its product RIPOR family member 3 (gene ripor3). Lineage: Eukaryota; Metazoa; Chordata; Actinopteri; Centrarchiformes; Centrarchidae. The record is from RefSeq and is a predicted model, not a curated record. Bases 16 to 3099 code for a protein of 1027 amino acids. The transcript has 25 exons.